Molecule: messenger RNA, 636 nt
Organism: Ochotona curzoniae (black-lipped pika)
Lineage: Eukaryota; Metazoa; Chordata; Mammalia; Lagomorpha; Ochotonidae
Gene: SERP2
Product: stress associated endoplasmic reticulum protein family member 2
Exons: 3
Coding region: 16-213 (65 amino acids)
Biological process (GO): endoplasmic reticulum unfolded protein response
Cellular component (GO): endoplasmic reticulum
Source: RefSeq, a predicted model, not a curated record
CACCGCGCCCGAGCCAUGGUGGCCAAACAGCGGAUCCGGAUGGCUAACGAGAAGCACAGCAAAAACAUCACCCAGAGGGGGAACGUAGCCAAAACCUUGAGGCCGCAAGAGGAGAAAUACCCCGUGGGACCAUGGCUGUUAGCACUGUUUGUUUUUGUGGUCUGUGGCUCAGCUAUCUUUCAGAUCAUCCAGAGCAUAAGGAUGGGCAUGUGAGGAGACCCGUGAUUUGUCUCAGCUUCCCUCUCAUGGGCUGGUAGGCGGUUGGAGGACCACAGAAGCGUGCAGCCGGGCAUCUGUGGGAAGCAAACGAGCCACCCGGAAUAGGAAAAUGGCUCUCUCGAUUGUUCCCUGAGCGCUUCGUCGUGGAUGUCAGACUAAAUUGCCUUCUCACGGGACAUCUGGGGGCGUCAGCGUUCUCAAGCAGAAAGGACAUUUUGCUUUGCUGUGGGCCACCGCAGGGGAGAGAGGGGUGGGAAGGGAGAGGGCAGCCGGUGGCAUUGCCUGCAGGUCUUCACUUGCUCUCACUCUGUCUGCAUGUGGUCCUCUGGAAGCGCGCUGGGGCUCGGUUCCUUCCCACGGAUGCAAGCUCUCCUCCACAGGGAGCUGGUUUUACAAAUAAAUGUCUUCGUUCUACCU